Messenger RNA from Colletotrichum spaethianum, 714 nucleotides. RefSeq lists its product as uncharacterized. NCBI's taxonomy places the organism in Eukaryota, Fungi, Ascomycota, Sordariomycetes, Glomerellales, Glomerellaceae. The record is from RefSeq and is a predicted model, not a curated record. Bases 1 to 714 code for a protein of 237 amino acids. The transcript has 3 exons.
AUGUCUUUCAACCUCAGCGAACCAAACCGCAAGAUCCAUGCCGGCGUCAUUCUGACCAAGGGCGUCACAGAGAUGAUUGACGUCGCACCUUUCGAGUUUUUCGCCUUGGUAGACAAGAGUGCUUGUGAGAUGUUAAACUUGCCCCGGGAGAUGUGGAAAGACGCGAUCGACGUCGAGCUCCACUGGGUCACCGAGGACGGGAAGCCAGUCAGAAUGAAGAGCGCUGCCCACAUCCAGCCUACUAAUAUGCAGGACUCGUUCGAGUCCUGCCCGCCUCUUGACAUCGCCCUGAUGGGUGCCCAUGGCUUCGAAUAUAAGACUAGCGAAGCCGAGAUUGCCUUCAUCCGCAAGGUCUGGGACGAAUGCAGUGCCUUCCUCACCAUCUGCGGCGGCAUGAUCCCCCCCAUGGAAGCAGGCAUCCUCACGGGCAAGACAGCCACCGGUCCCCGUCCCAUAAUUGGGGCGAUGAAGGAGAAGGUGCCUUUCGUCAACUGGGUUGAGAAGCGCUGGGCCCAUGACGGGAAGCUCUGGACCUCGAGCACGUUGCUGAAUGGCACCGAUAUGAUACGUGCCUUUGCCGAGACCACGUGGGGCGGGAAGAGCGGGAUGAUUGAGGCGCUUCUUGAUGCCGGGGGCUACCCGGUUAGAGACGUAGAUUUCAAGGACUCGAAGGGACAUCAUUACACGAUUGAGGAGUUGAAAAUUUUCAAUUGA